GAGUUAGGAUUUAGAAUGUUGACAGUCGUUGAGGUAACAAGGUAUUGGGUUCCUUGAGCUAAUUAGUGGCGCAUAGUGCGUUGGGGCAGUUUCUUUUGCUCCGUUGUAGUAAAGUUGUUCCCUGUUUGUAUAGUACUGUAAUAAGGUACCUGCUGUCUGAUUUAAGUGAAAAUGUCUGGUGAUGAGCAAACUGUUCUCAGUAGGACCAAGUCCUUUACUGUCCGUGAGAUAUUUGACCAAUUCGACACCUCGAGCAAAGGUUCGAUCACCACCAACAGUCUGGGUGAUGCUUUGGCAGCUUGUGGAGCUAAGGUUCCUGGUUUCAAGGUCAGGGACAUCUGUGAUAGCUACAAAGAUGGCGCCAUCAGCUUCGAUGAGUUCUGCAAGAUUCUGAACCAAGUGAAAUCGAAAAACACAUUCAAAGAGACAAUCAAACCGAUUGAGCUGAAGAAGAAGGUUAACGUCAACAAGGGAUCAGAGAAAUCGUCUGAGUGGACUACUCACUCUUACGCAGAAGAGGAAAAACUGGCCUUUGUUGACUGGAUCAACUUCCGUUUGAGCAAAGACGAACUCCUACUGAAGCAUGGCAAUAUCCCCAUUGCAGAAGAUGGUACCGCUCUCUUUGCAGCUCUUAGGGAUGGUAUCAUCUUGAACAAGCUGGUAAACGACUCAGUGGAGGAUACAGUUGACGAGAGAGCUCUGAAUCUGCCUAAUGAUGCUGGAAAGUUAUCCAUUUUCAAGAUUCAGGAGAAUCAGACUCUUGCCCUCAACUCUUGCGUCGCUAUCGGUUGCAACGUGGUCAACAUUGGUGCGCAGGAUCUCAUCGAGGGUAAAGCUCAUCUCUGUCUUGGUCUGUUGUGGCAGGUUAUCAGGAUUGGACUGAUGGCUAAGAUCACCCUCAAAGACUGCCCCGGUCUCCGAGCUCUUCUGGACGAGUUCGAAACUCUCGAACAAUUGCUGGCUAUGUCCCCUGAAGAGAUACUGUGCAGGUGGGUCAACUAUCAACUCAACAAGGUCGGGUGUAAACGAGUCGUCAAGAACUUCACUCAUGAUAUCAAGGACAGUGAAGUAUACGCUCAUUUGCUGGUAGCUGUAUGUCCUGAUGACAACGCCAAGGGACCAAUUGGACUGGAGCCUCUCAAUGUUCAAGAUUUGACCAAGCGAGCUGAGAUGGUGCUGGAUAACGCGGAGAUGCUUGACGCACGAUCCUUCGUGCGCGCGCACGACAUCGUCAACGGUAACCAGAAGCUCAACUUGGCGUUCGUUGCUAACUUGUUCAACAUGUACCCUGCUAUGGAUGAUGUAGGCGACUUUGAGAUUAUAGAGGAGACAAGGGAGGAGAAAACUAUGAGGAACUGGAUGAACAGUCUUGGGGCUACUCCUCGUGUUAAAUAUAUCUACGAAGAUCUGAAGGACGGUCUUGCAAUCAUCCAGCUGUUCGACAAGAUACAGAACGGAUGUGUUAACUGGAAAAAGGUAAACACGCCUCCUUUCAAAGCUCUUGGUGGUGCCAUGAAACAGAUAGAGAAUUGUAACUACGCCAUUGACCUUGGACACAACUUGGGCUUCGUUCUUGUCGGAAUUGACGGUAAGAACUUGCACGACGGAGACAAACUGACUCUGGGACUUGUCUGGCAGAUGAUGAGACAUUACACUCUAGCUAUGUUGACACACGACGGCAAGAUCAUGAAAGAUAACGAAAUCAUCAAGUGGUGUAACAACAAGCUGGAGAGCGCUGGCAAGACCACAAACUUUAAGUCUUUCAAGGACUCUUCUCUGGGAACCUCUCGUCCUAUUGUUGACCUGAUAGAUGCUAUCAGUCCUGGUUACAUCAACUACGAUCUCGUCACAGCUGCCGAAACAGACGAUGAUAAGUUCCUGAAUGCUCGAUAUGCUAUCACCAUGGCCAGAAAGAUCGGCGCAAGAAUAUUCGCUCUGCCAGAGGACAUCACGGAGGUCAACCCGAAGAUGAUAAUGACAGUAUUCGCCUGUCUUAUGAGUGUAGGAUUUGCUAAGGACAGGAAAUAAACUCUACAUUAUAUUAGACGUUUCUUACUCUUCUAGCCUCACCUGGUGUUUUUCCGUUUUUAACAGCUUAAUCAUUAUUUCCACUCAUUUGAGAUGCGGGCAACUUUUUGGUUAACAAUGAUAAUUUAACGAUGAAGAAUUUUUGCACAUAUAUUUGAGAGUGGAGCUGCUGUGCCAAUAGCAGGUUUCGAGGUCGGUACAAAGAAAAAUAAUUAACAUUUUUGGCAACUGUGUUUUAUAUAUAUUACGAAAUAAUUGCUAUUUCUUGAUUUCUCCUUUUUUAUGUUGUAUAACUAUGAUGUAUUAAAUACACGAUAAUGUUACUUGAUACAA
Molecule: messenger RNA, 2361 nt
Organism: Bolinopsis microptera
Lineage: Eukaryota; Metazoa; Ctenophora; Tentaculata; Lobata; Bolinopsidae
Product: fimbrin-like
Exons: 15
Coding region: 172-2028 (618 amino acids)
Biological process (GO): actin filament network formation; actin filament bundle assembly
Cellular component (GO): actin filament bundle; actin filament; cytoplasm
Molecular function (GO): actin filament binding; calcium ion binding
Source: RefSeq, a predicted model, not a curated record